AUGCCGUGCUCUCAGCCAGCCCUGAAGCGCUACUUUCACUUCGGCCUCACCGUGGGCACUCCACAGGACAUUGCCGACGACUUGGAAGCCCUCUUCAAGCUAGCCGCAUUCAAGGAUUUUCGCCCAGCGUUCUUCGACUGGCAGCUGGAUAUUCCAUGCCGGUCGCAGCAACUCCUAAGCAGUCGUCGGAAGCUCAAGAUGCAAGCUCACGCUGCUCGGAUCAAGUUCCUCAGCAUGUGCAUCGAAACGGCGGAAUACAGGAGACGCCAAAUCGUAUUAUGGUCCGGUCAACGUAAAAACCUCCGCGAGUUGUUGCGUCGGGAUCCUGACGCUUACACGGGGAAAAUGAAGAGCGCUCUCCAACCGUUUCAUCUGGACGAAGGAGGGUUCACCAAUCUGACUUCGCUUCUAGUGAAUCUCGGAGCUCUAGACCCGAACAACCCCAAGAAGGAACACCGGUUGAGCGAUCGAGCUCUAGCUCGCAUCCUUCACGACAUUAUCUCGUGCCGUAAAAGUCAAUCGUGGUGGUUCGGACGUGAAGCGAAAGAGGCGAAAGCCUUACGCGAAGGCACGUACCAGGAGCCCACGGCCCCAGCCUACGACGAACGCGAAUUACAACGCGCGGGUUGGACCCACUUCAUGUUCUCGGACGCCACCUUCGCGGCAAGAGGGCCAGGCGAGGUUCGGACAUCCGGUUUAGACGAUGACGACACCGAAGAGAAACCACCUGCUACGGCGACGACCACGAGCGAGGUCGCUUCUGUCCCCGCGGCGGACGAGCGUUCUACUCGUUCCGCGACUAAGAGAGAGCGCUUCAGCCAGCCUGCAAUACAGUCGACGAUCCUUCUGAAGCAUUCCUCAGUUCCCCAACGCGCUACUCGUUCGCUGUCGCUGGUCCAACGGACUGUGCCAGUAACCGCGCCGACUUCGAGCUUUAUCGCCAGGCUCGGCGCACGGCUUCCGUUGCUCAGCGUUCCGGGGCUCGUCGUUCUUCACUAUUAG
This is a messenger RNA of Phytophthora nicotianae INRA-310, 1002 nucleotides long. RefSeq lists its product as hypothetical. The transcript has 4 exons. The record is from RefSeq and is a predicted model, not a curated record. The coding region runs from base 1 to 1002 and encodes 333 amino acids. NCBI's taxonomy places the organism in Eukaryota, Oomycota, Peronosporomycetes, Peronosporales, Peronosporaceae.